AUGCCGCCGAAGGGCAUCAGCAAGAGGAAGAGUGGUGCUGGUUCGGCUGGUGCGUCUGGAUCCCAAGGGGUCACGGCAGCUGCCUUGAAGAAGGCUAAAGACGUUGCCAAAGUGCUGGAGGAGGACGAGACCGUUGGCCAAAAAUGGGAGGAAGCUACGACUCGCGAGGCUGCUGGCUCGGCGGCCAUCGCCCCGUGGUUCCCGACAGAAGUUCGCGACACGAAGGACUGGACCAUCAAGAUAACGAAGCCCAUGGUCGCACUGACCCGCCAGCAGGUCAUCGCCGGGUGCGACGGCCAGGAGCCAGAAAAGUUCGGGGCGAAGCUGAUGGACAUCCCAGAUAACAAUGGCAGCACCUUCAAAGGCAUCCUCAUCCCGAACCCCCAGAGGCCCUACGUCGAGGUGGACUUGAGCACUACGUACACCAUUCGCAAGGGGGUCACCAAGCUCGACCCUGCACUCAAGGACGGCGACCCCAGGCUCAGCAACAUCAUCAAGAGGGCCAACACAGAAGUGCACACUCUUGACAGCCUCAGGAACAAAGCGGAGCAGUACAGACGCACCCAAGACGAGCUGAAGGAGAAGCAGCAGGCUGACGAGGAGAGUCGGCCCGACGGGACUUCUGAUGCGCUGGAGACUCCUCGGAAGUCUGUUACAGGAACGAGCUCAGCGGCGGGCCCCGUGCUGAAUCCAUCUGGCGUGAGGUCGUCCAUGAGUUCGAUCGGGGACGCAACGGGGCGAAUUGGCAAGACGCCAGGUGCCGAGCCUCGUGGUAGAACGCCCCCUCCAACCGAGGAUGGACUGACUGAGAACCAGGAGACGAUCGAACGGAAGAUCAGGGCGGUGGACCUGAACCAAUGUUGGUCGGGCGUCUCGAUGGGGCGCCAGAUCCGCUGGGCGAAGGAGGCCUACGACGCCAUCAUGGACAAAGGCGACAUCAGGGACACCAAUGAUUUGGAGAAGCCCCAUAAGCACUGGGAGCUCGCGGAGGCUAUCGGCGCCAUUGUUGAGAAGCCGUUCAAGAGCAUCCCGUCGGACAAGUUAGAGGCGAACUUCAAGGUCAUCGAGGACGCAGAGGAGGACGUUCCCAGCAAGUUCAAGCUCGAGAUUAUGAGGCACAAAGUGGUCUUGAUGCAAAUCGCGACGGCGAAUGGUACUGAUAACGUCAGUUCUAUCUUCCACAGCAACGCCCCAUGGGACAUCCGUGACGUGACAGGCGAGACUUUCGUUGAGACUUUUAAGCCGAGGACCCCGAGAACGAUAGGACUCGACGGCAGCAGGAUGGAUAAGAUCAACCUUGCCGACAGCUUCAGUUUCGAGAUGUUCAACUUCCAUGUGAAGCAGGCUGACUCUGGGAUAGGUGCUCUCAGGUCCUUCGCCAAGAACGUCUUGGAUUGGUUGGAUGAGAACUGCCCUGAAAAUGAAUCGCACGAUGAAUUCAUCGGCAAUGUGGUCAGCUGCUGCAAAGUCUUGGUCUCCAUCAGCGACAAGCAGAGCACUGCAUACUACGACGCGGUGGUCCGCUUGGGAAGCACGCGCGGAUCUGAAUCGCCAACGGGCUGCUUUAAGCAGUUGAAUCUUGCACUGAAGCGUUCCACCUUCUACACUGCCUUGAAGGACGAGUUCAUGAGCUUCUACCAGAAGACGUCAGAGUACAUGCCCGAGAUGUUGAGCCUCCAGGACAGCAUGGAGGCUGAACCGAUCGAGGAGUUCGCCAUCGGCAAGAUGAUGAAAGCACUUGACUUGAUGCCGAAGCUUGAACAGUACGCCAGGCCAGGGUCAUUCGACGAUUUCGAGCGCCGCUUGGGGGCGAAGUGCGAAGCCUACGUGCACACCCUCACCGUGGACAAGACGUUCGAGAAGCUUGACAAGACCGCCCAGACCCAGAUGCUUUCGGAUGCACAUGCUCUGCUUGAGCAUGCGAAGGUCGGACUGCCAAAGAAGAAGCACGUGUGGCAGCAAGCAGCCGAUAGCCUGAGCCAGUACGAGUCGGAGCUAAACAUGUUCAACGCGACCCAAGGCAUGUCAGAGCUGGCCGCCCGGCUUACCCCGACCAUGCUUGGCGAUCCCAAGGGGCGCCAGAACGUCAUCCCCAUGCUGGGCUCCGCGCUGGCUGCUGGUGGAAGGAGCUCCGAGGCCCAUAGGGAGAGCGCGAAGAAGUUCAAGGAUGUCACGCUUGAGUGCGUGUGCUCCUGUGCGAGCCCAGCUGACGCAGAGCCCUACACAAUUGUCCUCAAUAAGAUCUGCGAGGCCGAAUGGCUCCCGCGUGAGGACCAGCAAGGUUUGAAGGCGGAGAUCUCCAUGCUCGAACUCUGGCCACACCUGGAGACCAGCCGCAACCAAUCGGCCCAACUCGGAGACGACAUGAUUCCGCGCCCCGAACACCCAGAGUCCCCAAGCACCUUCACGGCAUUCAAAUCAUACUUGGUGAAGGCGUCCGCACAUGAGGCGACCAUCGACCUGAUCCCCGCCCUCAAGACGACGUACGGUUUCUGCGUGACUAUCGAGGAUGACGUCAAGAUUGCCUCUAAAGUUUGGGCUGAGGACCGCGUGCGCAACAAACCCAAUGAGCCCAAGCCGCAGGCUAAGGGAGGCGCCGACUGGGAGACGCCAUGGUACACUGGUCUGGACGCCACGACUGAUGAGAAGACGACCCUGAAGCGAGCCGAAGAUACGGUGCUGAAGAUCAAGGGCAAACAACUCGAGAUGCUCAUCGCUGGGACCGUCAAGACCGUCGACAAUCUCAAUAGGUGGAGUACCUUGGCAGGGUUCAAGAUCGACGGCGGGCUGCUCGCAGAGACUACAGGCGUGAUCAACAAUGCCAAUGCGACGAAAUACACCGCUCUCAUGCUGCACGCGUUCAAGGGGGCGGGCGCCGUGACUCCGAAGCUCAAGAGGAUCAUCGGUACAUGCAGGAAGGCCAUCAACGACCAGAAGCUCGAGGGCGAUAUAUUCCCGCCGAUCGCGAGCUGGGCGAAGUCGCUCUGCUCUUUCAAGGCUUGA
Molecule: messenger RNA, 3003 nt
Organism: Prorocentrum cordatum
Lineage: Eukaryota; Dinophyceae; Prorocentrales; Prorocentraceae
Source: the annotation of a GenBank genome assembly